Nicrophorus vespilloides is the source of this 787-nucleotide messenger RNA. It is a transcript of the gene veli, whose product is annotated as protein lin-7 homolog C. Lineage: Eukaryota; Metazoa; Arthropoda; Insecta; Coleoptera; Silphidae. Gene Ontology annotation, biological process: protein localization to basolateral plasma membrane; neurotransmitter secretion; maintenance of epithelial cell apical/basal polarity. The coding region runs from base 122 to 715 and encodes 197 amino acids. The transcript is spliced from 3 exons. Gene Ontology annotation, molecular function: protein binding. Gene Ontology annotation, cellular component: synapse; cell-cell junction; basolateral plasma membrane. The record is from RefSeq and is a predicted model, not a curated record.
AGUCAGUUUAGUGUUCUGUAAUUUUGGAUGGAGUUAAUAUCAAAAUUAACAAAUUUCAUUUGUCAACAAGUGUAUUGAAUUCAUUUUCAUCACAGAUACUAAUUUAUUUCGAACGAAAACGAUGGCUCAGAUGGGUGAACCUUUAACGUUAUCCAGAGACAUAAAACGUUCCAUUGAGCUUCUGGAGAAAUUACAAAAGAAUGGAGAAGUUCCUGCAACAAAAUUAGCGGCAUUGCAGAAAGUGCUGCAAUCUGAUUUUCUUAAUGCUGUUCGAGAAGUAUAUGAACAUGUAUACGAGACAGUAGAUAUUCAGGGUUCCCAAGAUGUGAGAGCUUCAGCAACUGCCAAGGCAACUGUUGCUGCAUUUGCUGCUAGCGAAGGUCAUGCUCAUCCAAGGGUAGUUGAAUUGCCUAAGACAGAGGAAGGGCUUGGCUUUAAUGUGAUGGGAGGGAAGGAACAGAACUCGCCAAUUUAUAUAUCUAGGAUUAUUCCUGGAGGUGUUGCAGAUAGACAUGGUGGACUUAAAAGAGGAGAUCAAUUAUUGAGUGUCAAUGGAGUUUCUGUUGAAGGAGAAAAUCAUGAAAAAGCUGUAGAAUUAUUGAAGCAGGCCCAUGGUUCAGUUAAACUGGUUGUCAGAUAUACACCAAAAGUUUUGGAAGAAAUGGAAUUGAGGUUUGACAAGCAACGAGCAAGAAGAAGGACCAAUUUCAAUUGAAGUUUAGAAAAAUUUCAAGUAAAAUCAAUCUCAUAGAGGCAGUACUUAAGCAAAAGUAUGGGUUAUGUGCUU